Suillus subaureus is the source of this 1087-nucleotide messenger RNA. RefSeq names its product putative cyclase. The record is from RefSeq and is a predicted model, not a curated record. Bases 120 to 881 code for a protein of 253 amino acids. The transcript is spliced from 2 exons. Gene Ontology annotation, molecular function: arylformamidase activity. NCBI's taxonomy places the organism in Eukaryota, Fungi, Basidiomycota, Agaricomycetes, Boletales, Suillaceae.
GCCGCUGAAUGUCAAGGGAACAGAUACACCUCUUGGUAGAAGGUCGCACCGGGCCAGGCGGGCCUGUCCUGUCAUUCACGAUUCCUAACGUACAUAGUUACCGUCAUAUGUAAAGAAACAUGUGUUCAAGUCAACUUCAAGUCGUAAAUAAGUCAUAUCAAAAUAAUAGGAUUUCAUACAUAAUUGAGACACCUGGCUCCCACAGUUCGUAUGCAACCGCGAUGAUGAUCGACCUCACCCACACGCUGACGACGUCGACAGAAGCCCCGAUGUCGAUAUGGCCGGGGCACCCAACACUGGAAAUGACAAAAGUUGCCACUAUCCCGGAGCAGAAUGCGAACGUGACGCUUAUUUCACUAGGGUCUCAUACGGGAACCCACAUUGAUGCGCCCAACCAUUUCAUUGCGGACGGAUUGACAGUGGACAAGUACGACUUGACUAAACUCGUGGGUCGCGCACUGGUCGUCGAUGUGAGGGGGAAGAAGGCACGUGAGAUGAUCACCUGGGAGGACAUGCAAAAAUGGGAGGGAGAGAUGCACGAGGGAGUGAUUGUGCUCAUAUGCACUGGGUGGUCGCAAUACUGGGGCAAAGAGAAUUACGAAGAACACCCGUUCAUGGAUUUGGAUGCGGCGAAGAAGCUUAUGGAGACGGGAGUGAGAGUAAUUGGAUGCGAUACGCUGAGCCCUGACAACAUAUGCUCGCCUGAGUGCAAAGUGCACAAAGUGAUACUAGGAGCGGGAGGAAUGAUUGCAGAGAAUUUACGUGGGAUAGAAGAAGUGCUGGCAUUGAAGAACCCGAUUGUGAGCCUGCUGCCACUCAAGUUGGAUAGUUGUGAUGGUUCGCCAAUACGAGCGAUAGCUUGGUCUGCAGGAGAUAUCUGACACGUAGCCUGACCCCAAAGUAGAUGUGGGGUUUCGGAAGCAAUAUAUCCAUUAAUGAUUUUAACAAGUUGGAUAAAAAAGCCGAUAAUCAUUCCUCUUAGCGUCGAUUAACUAGCUAAGGCUCCCAAGGCCAAGUACUUCUUCAGACUGCGCUCAUCUUUUCUGCUGCGCGCUUUGCCGGAUGAGCCUCGUUCGUUCUUUUGUUC